AUGGUCAUGCAAAUCAGCAAGAUGCUUUCCCUCACCAUGCUUUUGGGAUGCUUCGGUGCAGUCGCCGAGAGCCAAGACCCGAGGAUGAUGCGAUAUGAAGCCCGCGUCGAUGCGAAUGGGGUGGACUUCAGCACAUUCAAUGCAGAUUCUUGUACUCCGAUGUGCCUGUUCCGGACCAUUCCGCCCAUCAUCGGGUGCGGAAUCAAGCCGCCCUGCUUGCAGGCCCUGAGCAUGAGAAAAGAGGGCAGUUUGCAAUGGCCAGCCGGCCUUGAUCCAGGAGCCAUGUCGCAGGCACUCAAGCAAGUACCAGGCAGAGGAGACCUGGGAAACUUGCAGAAGGAAUGGCAGAAGGAGGUGCAGCUGCCGAGCUUUUUCCACGGAGGGGCAGGACGUCCUGAAGGUCGCGGUGCUGUCGCAAAGCGGCUUGCCGUGGAGUGCAGGAGCUCUUUGAAUGAUCAGCAGGUGGUGGCUGCCAAAGCUGCCGAAGACUACGCAGCUGUCAUUUCUUGCCUUCCGGCUGGUGGUGACGAUCCCCCGAUGAGGGGAGUCCGCUGUUACACAAGUGCUCCAAACCAGCAGAGCAUCAUGGACUCUAUCAUUUUCAACCGCGUGUUCGACUGGAGAAGCCGUGAGCUGCACGACAAGGCUUUCAAGCGGAUGUACGGUGGUGCCGCUGGCAGGGUGUCUGCAGGCGUUGACCUGAACGGAAAACGUGUCAAGUAUUCGACGCCUUGGUUUGCCCGGCCCAAAACAUUGCCCAUGAAGCCCCAGGACCUGGCGGCCACCUACUGUGACCAAACACCUCCCGCGCCUGCGCCGGCCGCACCGGCAACCACCACACUGUACCCGCAGAAUCCCAAAGGGCCCCUUGCCAUCGACGACAAUGCCUGGACGCUGCUCUUCAAAGCGAAGCUUGGCGCGCUCUUCCCUGUGCUGAUCCUCUUCAUGCUGACCUUCUGUUUGCUCGCCCUGUCCAGCUGCAUGUUUUUCAAAGCCAAGAAAGCCGAGGCAGGGCUGAAUCUAAAUAUGAACCCCAAACAGGGACUACUAUGGAGCCUCUAG
Symbiodinium sp. CCMP2592 is the source of this 1062-nucleotide messenger RNA. NCBI's taxonomy places the organism in Eukaryota, Dinophyceae, Suessiales, Symbiodiniaceae. The record is from the annotation of a GenBank genome assembly.